This is a messenger RNA of Drosophila bipectinata, 1548 nucleotides long. RefSeq names its product GDI interacting protein 3 (gene Gint3). Gene Ontology annotation, cellular component: cytoplasm. NCBI's taxonomy places the organism in Eukaryota, Metazoa, Arthropoda, Insecta, Diptera, Drosophilidae. The record is from RefSeq and is a predicted model, not a curated record. Gene Ontology annotation, molecular function: protein binding.
UUAUAUUUUUCAGGCACUCUUAAAGAAAUCGAGGAGCUGAAGCUGUCGGUGGCCAAGUUGAAGUUGCCCAAGGAACACUCGCCGCGCAUAUAGAGCCAGUAUGUCGAAAAUAAAGAAGUUCUUUGCCAGGAAGAAGGAGGAGGCGUCAGCUUUUAAGCUCAAGCUCACUGGCAGCACAAUGGGGGCAGGACAUAAGCUGACCGAUCCAAAACAGGAGGCCCCGGCCAGCAGCAAGUCCCGGAAAAAGUACGAGGCCUAUGUCCCGCCCAACCGCAACGAGCUUAGCAACGAGGCAAGGGCAGCUGCGAACGCUGCCCUGGCCCGCAUCGACAAGAAGAACUCGCGGGAAUUCAACACUUCGAUGGCGGCCAUCAAGGCGCAAGCGAAGCGGGAGCUGGAAGCUGAGAAGCGCCAGAAGGAGGAGGAGCAGGCCAGCGCAGAGGCCAAGGCAUCAACCACUAACACGUCGGGCGGGGACAAUCGCAACCUGGCUUGCGAGGGAGUCUUCUUCCGCUGCCCCAUGAUCAGCGAGGAGCUGCUGCCGAAGAGCGAGUGGAAGGUCAGGAUCAAGGAGUUCCUGUACCAACAGCUCGAGACAGACCGCGGCCUCACCGGCUGCCUCAUCAUCCACAACUGCAACCCCAAGGAGAAGGCCGACGAGUGCAUCGCCACGCUAAUAAAGUAUUUGGAGAACCUCAUCAACAACCCCACGGAGGAGAAGUUCUGCAAGAUCCGCAUGACCAACAAGAUCUUCAGCGAAAAGGUGCGGUACGUGGAGGGCGCCUUGGAUGUCUUGCAGGCAGCUGGCUUCAACGAAGUGGAAAUGGAUGGGGAGCCGUAUUUGCUGUGGACCCGUGACCGCACCGAACAAGAUCUCGAUCUUCCCACUCUGGUCGAUGCUCUAAAGAACUCGGAGAUCAUUCCACUGGAACUGGAUCGCAACAUCAAGGUGCUGUUGCCUUCGCAGGCCCGUCGUGUGGCGCUACCCGACGACUUCUUCCGCAUGACACAUGCGGACAUUAAGAAGGAGCAGCAGUUGCGGGCCGAGGCUGUUGCCAAGUCCCAGAUGCUGAUGACCAAGGCCAUGAGGGAGCGUGAGGAGCAGCGUAACUUGCGCAUGUAUCGUUACGCUUUAGUGAGAGUCAAGUUUCCCAAUGGAUUGUUUAUACAAGGAACCUUCAACGUGUAUGAGAAGAUCUCCGAUGUUGUAGAAUUUGUGCAGUCCUGUCUGGCAGACGAAUCACUAUCAUUUACCCUAAAUUCCGCCAACGAGGGCCGCUUUGGUGAAGAAGACAUGGAAAAGACUCUAUUCGACUGCAAACUCAUUCCCAACUCUCUGAUGCUGUUCAGCGCCGAUGAUGUUUCCAAGCCCGUCGAGGCCGACUUGAACUACUUGAAGGAGGAACUUCUCAUGCUGGUCCAGGACAUGUAGUUCCCUCCAGCUAAUCAGCGAUACUUGUCUCUAACUUUAUACCCCACAGAGCUGUUGUUAUUUAUUGCAUUCAAAUCUAUUCGGAAUUAAUAUAUAAACGCACUUUACAAAAAAUA